Messenger RNA from Scleropages formosus (Asian bonytongue), 1167 nucleotides. RefSeq names its product synaptosomal-associated protein 23-like. The transcript is spliced from 8 exons. The record is from RefSeq and is a predicted model, not a curated record. Gene Ontology annotation, biological process: synaptic vesicle fusion to presynaptic active zone membrane; synaptic vesicle priming; exocytosis. Gene Ontology annotation, molecular function: SNAP receptor activity; syntaxin binding. NCBI's taxonomy places the organism in Eukaryota, Metazoa, Chordata, Actinopteri, Osteoglossiformes, Osteoglossidae. The coding region runs from base 157 to 834 and encodes 225 amino acids. Gene Ontology annotation, cellular component: plasma membrane; SNARE complex.
CCACCUAGCGGCGCCUUAUCUCGCGCAUGCGCAGUCUCCCACACGACUGGUGGAAUUCGCGCCGCAGUCGCAGCACCUGGCGCGAGCCCGAGGACGAGUCUACACCCCUCAAACACUGAGCCAAGUGAAUAUAGAGGUACCUCCAACAUCGGAAACAUGUCAGAAAUGACAGCGGAGGAGAUCACAAGGAGGGCCAACGAAGUGACAGAUGAGUCACUGGAAAGCACUCGGCGAAUGCUGAAGCUAGCUGAGGAGAGUAAAGAAACAGGAAUCAAUACUAUGGUUGCUCUGGAAGAGCAAGGAGAGCAACUAAAGCAUGUGGAGGAGGGCAUGGACAAGAUAAACAAAGACAUGAGGGAGGCAGAAAGGAACCUAACUGAUCUGUCCAAGUGCUGUGGUCUGUGUGUGUGUCCUUGGGAUAGGGUGGCUUCAAUUGAGCAUAAUGAACGCUACAAGCGAACAUGGGGCAUAGGCAGUGGAAGUGGCAGUGACAAUGCCAGUGCCACUGGAAUGGAUGCAGUGGAUGGAGCAGAAGGGUCGGUGGUAUCCAGCCAGCCGCCCAGCGUCCACAAUGGGAAUCCUCCCGAAAGGGUUUUGGUGGCACCCUCCGGUCCUUACAUCAACAGGGUAACAAAUGAUGCCCGGGAGGAUGAGAUGGAGGACAACUUGGGCCAGGUUGGAAACAUCAUUGACAACCUGAAGACCAUGGCCUUGGACAUGGGCACAGAGAUUGAUAAGCAGAACAAGCAAAUUGACCGUAUUACAGACAAGGCUGACCUGAAUAAGGUGCGCAUCGAUGACGCCAGCCAGAGGGCCAACAAACUGCUCAAAUAGUGAAAGCAGCACACAGCAGCCUUGUUUCCAGCACCUUAGUUCUGCGUUGGGUCGUCUUUCACUCGUGAUUAUACGUUCAUUGACACAGUAACACCUCUUUUUCUCAGUGUCUUCUUUGGAUAAUUAUCAGUAUCUCUUUAGCUUGGUGUUAGAUUGUCAAACAAAACUUUGUUCACUGAAAGUUUUUAAAUUGUCAGCUGAAAGGUAUGUCUAUGGCUGCUUUUUGUGCUAAAAGCUUUUUCUGCUGGCUUUGGUGUGUAGUUGAUUGAGGUUUUGUUUUUUUGAACACCUGCAAUACAAACUGAAAUAUAGCUGAAGGCUGAGAACACAUGA